This is a messenger RNA of Acanthamoeba castellanii str. Neff, 1797 nucleotides long. Its product is annotated as lysine-tRNA ligase. Gene Ontology annotation, cellular component: cytosol; cytoplasm. The record is from RefSeq and is a predicted model, not a curated record. Gene Ontology annotation, molecular function: tRNA binding; lysine-tRNA ligase activity; ATP binding. Lineage: Eukaryota; Discosea; Longamoebia; Acanthamoebidae. The coding region runs from base 1 to 1797 and encodes 598 amino acids. The transcript is spliced from 11 exons. Gene Ontology annotation, biological process: lysyl-tRNA aminoacylation.
AUGGAAACGCCCACCACUGAGCCCGCCGCGACCCCUGUGCCCGCCGUUGAGGGUGAGGAGAAGCUCAGCAAGAACGAGCUGAAGAGGAGGCAGAAGGCCGAAAGGGAUGCGAAGAAGAAGGCCGAGAAGCUUGCUGCGCAGAAGGAGAAGACUGCCGGAGCCGUUGCCACUGGUGGCAAGAAGCAGGCUGCCCUCGUCGAUGAGGAUCCCGUCGAUCCCUCCAAGUACUUCGAGAAUCGUCAGAACAUGCUGGCCGAGGCCGCUGCGGCUGGCAUCGCCAUCUAUCCCCACAAGUUCCACACGAACAUCUCCGUGCCCGACUUCGUUGCGAAGUACGCCCAUUUGGGCAAGGGCGAGCAGCUCAAGGAGGAGAAGGUGGCCGUCGCUGGCCGCGUCCUGCUCAAGCGCGCCGCCGGCGCCAAGCUGAUGUUCUACGAUCUCAGGGGCGAUGGCACCACCGUGCAGAUCCUUUCCGAUGCCCGUGAUUAUGAGGGCGAGGAGGAAUUCAAGCAGAUUCACUCUCUGCUUCGCCGAGGUGACAUCAUCGGUGUGGUCGGUUUCCCCGCCGUCUCCAACCCCAAGGGCAGGGACAAGGGUGAGCUCUCCAUCACCCCCACCAAGAUCGUGCUUCUGUGCCCGUGCCUUCACAUGCUGCCCAAGAACACCCUUACCGAUCCCGAGGUGAGGUUCAGGCACAGGUACCUCGACCUCAUCGUCAACCACGAGGACGUGCGCCCCACGUUCUUCACCAGGACCAAGAUCAUCAAGUUCGUCCGCAGCUUCCUCGACGAGAGGGGCUUCCUCGAGGUGGAGACGCCCAUGAUGAACAUGAUUCCUGGUGGUGCUGCGGCCAAGCCCUUCGUCACCUACCACAACGAUCUCGGCAUGGACCUGUACAUGCGUAUCGCUCCCGAGCUCUACCUCAAGCAGCUCGUUGUCGGCGGCAUCGAGCGUGUCUACGAAAUCGGUCGCCAGUUCAGAAAUGAGGGCAUCGAUCUCACCCACAACCCCGAGUUCACCACGUGCGAGUUCUACUGGGCCUACGCCGACUUCCACGACCUGCUCGAGAUCAGCGAGCAGAUGAUCUCCAGCAUGGUCAAGGCCAUCACUGGUGACUACAAGGUGGUCUACCACCCCAAGGGCAAGGGCAGCGAGGAGUCUGUGACGAUCGAUUUCACUCCCCCCUUCAGGAGGGUGUCUAUGAUCGACGGCCUCGCCGAGAAGGGCGUCGUGGUGCCCGGCGGUGACUUCUACUCUGAGGAGGCCCGCGUGUACCUCCUCGAGAAGGUCAAGGAGUUCGGCAUUGAGUGCUCCCCGCCCCACACCACCGCGCGUCUGCUCGACAAGCUCGUCGGCGAGUUCAUCGAGCCCACCUGCAUCAACCCCACCUUCAUCACCGAGCACCCGCAGAUCAUGUCGCCCCUCGCCAAGUGGCAUCGCUCCAAGCCCGGUCUCACCGAGCGAUUCGAGCUGUUCGUCAACACCAAGGAGAUCUGUAACGCCUACACCGAGUUGAACGACCCGGCGAGGCAGAAGGCUUGCUUCGAUGCCCAGGCCAAGGACAAGGAGAUGGGUGAUGAUGAGGCUCAGCUCGUCGACGACGUGUUCUGCUCCUCGCUCGAGUAUGGUCUCCCGCCCACCGCCGGUUGGGGCAUGGGUAUCGACCGCAUGACCAUGUUCCUCUCCGAUAACAUCAACAUCAAGGCACCCUCCUCCUUUGGUCGAUGUGAGGUGCUGCUGUUCCCCGCCAUGAAGGACCCCUCGCAGGUCAAGAAGGAGGCCGAGCAGAAGCAGUAA